Molecule: messenger RNA, 1089 nt
Organism: Cuscuta epithymum
Lineage: Eukaryota; Viridiplantae; Streptophyta; Magnoliopsida; Solanales; Convolvulaceae
Source: the annotation of a GenBank genome assembly
CUCGAACGUGAAAUACAGCCAAAAUUCCUCCUUAAAUCAAAAGCAAUCAAAACAACAAACAAAAAGCACCAAAGAACUAAAAUUCCCCACAACAGUACAAACAGCACAGAAAAAUAACCCCUUCCGCCAUGGGAGGAGGAGCUCAAGCUCUGAGCCUUCAUGAAGGCGAGAAGGAAAGCAUAACAACCCGCAUUUCCGCAACAGGCGAAUACGCAAACCUGCUGGGCCUGGGCCUAGCAGAAAACGACAAGAACAGCGUGGGACCCCCAAAGAUCGUGUCGGUUCUGGGGUCAGUUCUGGAGAAGACGAUGAAGAAGAAUGAGAAGCAGAGGGGUGGGUCCUCUGUUUCUGCUGACGUCACGGUUUUCCAUGGCAGCCGGGCUCCUUCCAUGAGCGUGGGUCAGUACGUGGACCGGAUCUUCAGGUACUCCAACUGCAGCCCGGCCUGUUUCGUGGUUGCUUACGUUUACCUGGACCGGUUCGUUGCUCGGACCGGCGCCGUGCUGACGUCACUUAACGUUCACCGCCUUCUGAUUACCUCCAUCAUGUUGGCCGCCAAGUUCCUCGACGAUGGCUGUUAUAAUAAUGGAUACUACGCAAAGGUUGGAGGGAUCUCAAACUCAGAACUGAACAAGCUGGAGAUGAAGUUUUUGACUGCUCUUCAGUUCAGGCUGCAUGUCAGUGUUGACACCUUCAUCAGCUACUGUGCGCUGCUCGAGAAACCGGAACGCCCGGUCAACCCGCCGCGGGUUAGAACUUCCGGUUUCAGGAAAUAUUUAGCUAAAAUAUUGAUUGUGCAAUGAGAAUUGUAAUUAGAUGUGCUGAUGGACUAUAAUACCAUUUUGUAUCUGCUAUUCUGAGUAGGCAAUCAACACACUAUUUUAGAUGGAAUGUAAAAUAAAUCUAACACAGUGGGUCACCGGCCCUGGAUUGGGACCGGCAUGAUCCGCACUGGUCUUGAGACCGGUUGGGAGACCGGUUUUCCGGUCCCGGGUGGACCGGAACCGGGAACCCCGGUUCGUAUUACCCGGUCCCGGGUGCCAAAAAAUGCGACCGAGCCCUAUUCGAUUUAAGGUUCCCACUUUUUUU